GUAGAUUACGCAUGGGCGCAUGCCAAAGCCCAAUGUGCAUUGAGAAUAAUUUGACACUGACAAAUCUAUGGAUAUCAUACCAUCUAACACGACGUCGACUAUGGUUGGUGUGAAUCAAUUAAUUUAAAGGUGAUCGAACUGAAGUUGAUAGAUAUGAUAACCAUGAAUGAAACAAAGGAGGAAAGAAACGUGGACAAGUUUGGCUUUUGGUAAGAACAUUAAUCAUGGAGAGUAAUCAGCAAAUAGCAUUUUCUGGGGGAGUUGCUAUUCACAUUCUCUCUGUUUCUACUCCAUCUCCUACUUUAGGUUUGAAAUUGUGGGGGGCGAAAAAAGUUGGUGCUUCUUCUCAAUGAUUUUAUGGCUCUGAGAACAUUCUGAAGUCCCAUCGGUCGCUUGUUGCUUUCUCCUCGAGUAAGGGAAACUCAUAUCAGUCUCUUUAUGUUUUUUGCUUUGGCUCUGUAACAUCGAUUCAAAUUGAUGGGCUGUGCAAACUCGAAGUCGAAGAGCUGCCAUCACUGCCAGGCGCCGUAUUCGUCGCCAGUGCCCCUGAGCCGAAGCUACUCCACGCAAAUCCACCACACACCGCGAAACAAAAGAGACAGUCGCCAUGUCGUUGCUCUCACGUCCUCCACGCUAGGCUGUCUCAAUCUUGAUUUCUCUCGCAUAGACGUUAACGAGUUCAAUGAGAAAUUCAUUGCCAAGGGUGGUGAUUUCAGGCUUCAUGGCGAAAACGGCGACGUCGAAACAGUCGGUGAUGAAUUUUUGGGGGGACUAGUUGAGGAGGCCAAGACUUGGUCUGAUAUGAUUGAGGAGAAGAUACCGAAGGUGCUUCCUAAAACUCCAGUUAGGACUCCUCCUGGAGAACCAGAGACGAUCAACACAUGGGAGUUAAUGGAGGGCCUCGAAGAUGUUAGUCCUUUUCGGUCACCAAAUUACUUCAAGAGUUCCUCUUUCAACGGUCCGAUCCAUCAAUUGGUGCCGCGUGGUCAUCCUGCGACAUUGAGAUUUGAAGAGACCUGCUCAGAAGGAGCCGAUUGUUGCUCUAAAUCAAGCGCCUCAGAGGUUGUCUCUGAUGAAGAAGCCAUAUCCAAUUUCAAGAAGUACCUUGAAAAACUCUCACCUACUCGUCCAUUCCAUGUACCUCCAUCAAAUGAUCAAAAUGGGUCUUCAAUAGCUUUCAAUGGCAAGCCACUGGAUGUAACUGAAGCUGACCGGGUGAGUUGCGCAUUGGCGGAUGACGAUAACUCUUUUCCGCAUAGGAAAGAGAUGGUGAUCGUGUACUUUACGAGCCUGAGGGGUGUGAGGAAGACCUACGAAGACUCUUGCAAUGUGCGGAUCAUACUCAAAGCAGUUGGAGUCCGGAUGGAUGAGCGAGAUGUGUCACUGCAUUCUGGGUUCAAGGAAGAACUGAAGGAGCUUUUGGGAGGUUGGUUUAGCGGGGCAGGAUUGCCAAGGGUGUUCGUGGGCAGCAAGUGCAUUGGCGGGGCUGAGGAAAUCCGGAGAUUGCACGAGGAAGGACGGCUCGAGAAAGUUUUAGAGAACUGCGAAAAGGUCGAUGAUCGUUGUCUCAUCAGAGGAGGUGGCGAUGGGAUUUGUGAGGUCUGUGGGGACAUAAGGUUCGUGCCUUGCAAGACGUGCUUCGGGAGUUGUAAGGUACACUGUGACCGCGAUGAAGACGAUUACAGCACAAAAGAAGGUGAGGGCGAUUAUUUCGGGUUUCGGCAGUGCCAGGAUUGUAAUGAGAAUGGCCUCAUCCGGUGUCCGCUUUGUUGUUAUUGAUCUCAAGUGGCAAAAGAUCAGUCUUUUGCUUACAUUGGUUUCUGCAUUUUGCUGAGUUAUCCUUUGUGAGUUGCUUUUGUUUGUGUAUAGUCUGUUGUUAUCUGGCUUGAAUGA
Molecule: messenger RNA, 1893 nt
Organism: Syzygium oleosum
Lineage: Eukaryota; Viridiplantae; Streptophyta; Magnoliopsida; Myrtales; Myrtaceae
Exons: 1
Coding region: 478-1779 (433 amino acids)
Source: RefSeq, a predicted model, not a curated record